Messenger RNA from Cololabis saira (Pacific saury), 3687 nucleotides. It is a transcript of the gene ddx46, whose product is annotated as DEAD (Asp-Glu-Ala-Asp) box polypeptide 46. The transcript has 23 exons. The coding region runs from base 143 to 3325 and encodes 1060 amino acids. The record is from RefSeq and is a predicted model, not a curated record. Lineage: Eukaryota; Metazoa; Chordata; Actinopteri; Beloniformes; Belonidae. Gene Ontology annotation, molecular function: RNA helicase activity; RNA binding; ATP binding.
GCAGGCGCUCGGGUCUCGGUGUGUCGCAGCUUCUACGACACAAACAAUCGUGGUCCGUUCAAACUUCGUACUAUCUGCGAACUAACUGGACUCUAAGCGAAACAACUGGACGCUUUUCAAGACCUGACUCCCUAAAGUCAUAAUGGGACGUGAAUCCAGACACUACAGGAAGAGGUCCGCGUCCCGGGGCCGCUCGGGCAGCCGCUCCAAGAGUCGCUCCCCGGACAAGCGCUCCAAGAAGGAGGAGCGGGACCGCGGCCGCAGGGAGCGCUCCCGCAGCCGGGACCGGGGCCGCCGCUCCCGCUCCCGGGACAGGAAGAGAGUCAGGCGCUCCAGGAGCAGAGACAGGAGGAGGUCCAGGAGCCGUGAGAGGAAGAGGUCGACCAGCAGGACUCGAGCCCGCAAGUCCCGAUCCAGCAGUCCAGCAAAGAGCAAGAAAAGGGAGGAAAAGUCCAAGAGCAAAGAGAAAGACAGUGUUGAUCCUGUAUCAGAAAAGAAAAAGAUUAAAGAGGAAAAAGAAGAUGAGAAGGUUGAAGAUCAAGACUUUGAUCAGAACAAACUGGAGGAGGAGAUGAGGAAGAGAAAGGAGCGGGUGGAGAAGUGGAGGGAAGAACAGAGGAAAAAAGCUAUUGAAAACAUUGGAGAGAUCAAGAAAGAACUCGAGGAGAUGAAGCAGGGCAAGAAAUGGAGCCUGGAGGACGAUGAUGAUGAUGAUGAAGAGGGUUCAGCUGUGAUGGAGGUAGAUGAUGACGAAGAUGUGGACGUGAAGGUGGAGGGGAAAGAAAAGAUCAUAACGGAGGAAAAAGAAGAAGAGGAGGGCGAGAAGGAGAUACCCGUGGAGCAGGAGCCCGAAGAGGACGAAGUGGAUCCUCUGGACGCCUACAUGGAGGAGGUCAAACAGGAGGUGAAGAAGUUCAACAUCGGCGCCAUGAAAGGAAAUGAUAAAAAAGGAGCAACUUCGGUAACCAAAGUGGUGACAGUGGUUAAAACAAAGAAAGGACCCAACGUUCACAAGAAGAAGGGUGAGCUCAUGGAGAACGACCAGGACGCCAUGGAGUACUCAUCGGAGGAGGAGGAGGUGGACUUGCAGACAGCGCUGACAGGUUUCCAGACCAAGCAGAGGAAGGUCCUUGAGCCCGUUGACCAUGGGAAGAUCCAGUAUGAGCCAUACCGCAAAAACUUCUAUGUGGAGGUCCCUGAGCUGGCCAAGAUGUCAACAGAGGAGGUGAAUGCAUUUAGGCUGGAACUGGAAGGCAUUGCAGUCAAAGGGAAGGGCUGUCCCAAACCCAUCAAGACCUGGGUGCAGUGUGGAGUGUCCAUGAAGAUCCUCAGCGCCAUGAAAAGGCACAGCUAUGACAAGCCCACUCCCAUCCAGGCUCAGGCCAUCCCUGCCGUCAUGUCGGGUCGGGACCUCAUCGGCAUUGCCAAGACCGGCAGUGGAAAAACCAUCGCCUUCCUGCUGCCCAUGUUCCGACACAUAAUGGACCAGAGGCCCCUGGAGGAGGCCGAGGGGCCCAUCUGUAUGAUCAUGACUCCGACCAGAGAGCUUGCUCUGCAGAUCACAAAGGAGUGCAAGAAGUUUUCCAAACCCCUUGGACUCAGGGUGGUGUGUGUUUAUGGAGGCACAGGAAUCAGCGAACAGAUUGCUGAGUUGAAGAGAGGAGCUGAGAUAAUAGUGUGCACACCCGGAAGAAUGAUUGACAUGCUGGGGGCCAACAGCGGUCGGGUUACCAACCUGCGCAGGUGUACAUACGUGGUGUUGGAUGAAGCUGACAGGAUGUUUGACAUGGGUUUUGAGCCACAGGUCAUGCGUAUUGUGGACAAUGUGCGUCCAGACCGUCAGACAGUGAUGUUCUCCGCCACCUUCCCCAGAGCCAUGGAGGCGCUGGCUCGCAGGAUCCUUGCCAAGCCCAUUGAGGUGCAGGUGGGAGGCCGCAGCGUCGUCUGCUCUGACGUGGAGCAACAUGUGUUGGUGAUAGAAGAGGAUAAGAAGUUCCUGAAACUGCUGGAGAUUUUGGGUCAUUACCAGGAGAAGGGAUCUGUCAUCAUCUUUGUGGACAAACAAGAGCAUGCAGAUGGACUACUUAAAGACCUGAUGAAAGCCUCAUAUCCCUGCCUUUCUUUACAUGGAGGGAUUGAUCAGUAUGACAGAGACAGCAUCAUAAAUGAUUUUAAGACUGGAGUAUGUCGCCUGAUGGUGGCCACUUCAGUGGCAGCCAGAGGCCUGGACGUCAAGCAGCUGAUCCUGGUGGUCAACUACGGUUGUCCCAACCACUAUGAGGACUACGUUCACAGGGCGGGUCGCACAGGCAGAGCUGGCAACAAGGGUUAUGCCUAUACCUUCAUCACAGAGGAUCAGGCUCGCUACUCUGGUGAUAUCCUGAAGGCAUUGGAGCUUUCAGGCUCGUCUGUUCCUCCUGAACUGGAGCAGCUUUGGGCCUCCUUCAAAGACCAACAGAAAGCGGAGGGGAAGAUCAUUAAGAGCAGCAGUGGUUUCUCUGGAAAAGGGUUCAAGUUUGAUGAGACAGAACAUGCCCUGGCUAAUGAGAGAAAGAAGCUGCAGAAAGCUGCUCUCGGAUUACAGGACUCUGAUGACGAAGAUGGAGCCUUGGAUAUUGAAGAGCAAAUCGAAAGCAUGUUCAAUUCCAAGAAGAGGGUGAAGGAUCUGUCUGCUCCUGGCUCUUCUACUGGUUCAUCUGGAGGAGUUACUUCUACAGCAAGUUCUUCUGGAGGACUGGGAGGCGUCGUCCCAACUGCUGGAAACAUCCAGAAACUGGAGAUGGCUAAAAGACUGGCUCUUAAGAUCAACGCUCAGAAGAACUUGGGGGCUGAGGCUCAGGAUGUGAUGCAGCAGGCUACAAAUGCCAUCUUGCGUGGAGGCCCCAUCCUGACGCCAUCUGUGUCGGCCAAGACCAUCGCAGAGCAGUUGGCAGAGAAGAUCAAUGCCAAACUGAACUACACACCUGUGGAGAAGCUGGAUGAGGAGCGGCAGGCAGCUGAACAGGCGGAGACUGUCAGAAGAUAUGAAGAGGAGCUGGAGAUCAAUGACUUCCCUCAGACCGCCAGGUGGAAGGUGACGUCAAAAGAGGCUUUGCAAAGGAUCGGUGAAUACUCCGAAGCCGCUAUCACCAUCAGGGGAACCUAUUUCCCACCAGGCAAAGAGCCCAAAGAGGGGGAGCGCAAGAUCUAUCUGGCUAUUGAGAGUGCAAAUGAGCUUGCUGUACAGAAAGCCAAAACAGAGAUUACACGAUUAAUCAAGGAAGAACUCAUCAGAUUACAAAAUUCAUACCAGCCGACGAGCAAGGGCCGAUACAAAGUGUUGUAGAGAAGAAGCCACGGCUCGGCGGAGGGGUUUCCGUAGUGCCACAUCCUGUCACCUGUGCAGUUUUAUCAAACUGGUCCAUGAAUGAUUUAGUCGAUGUGUUAAUAUCGUUCACUUUAAUCAUCUGUUUAGUUUGUAUUUUUUCCUCUGUGGUUCAUAUGUCUGUCCAGUAAUUUUAUACAUACAUACAAAUAUGAAAGUAUCAUCAAAGCAGCACAAGUCUUCAACAAGCCAUCUUUAAAAUGUCUUUUGCAUAUGAGACAAAUUGUCUUUGGCUAGAUUCAACUACAAGCAGCGUGGAGCCUCAGAUGGAAGAUGUUUUUACUUUUUCCUGACAAUAAAAUAAUGUGUUGCUUGGGAAAUGA